Molecule: messenger RNA, 2616 nt
Organism: Arachis ipaensis
Lineage: Eukaryota; Viridiplantae; Streptophyta; Magnoliopsida; Fabales; Fabaceae
Source: RefSeq, a predicted model, not a curated record
AUGACGAGGGCUGGAGGGCUCCCUUCCAGUGGCAACGGCACUACUUCCUCUCUCCCCUCGCGAGCUCGUCUCUCUCUCUGCUCGCGUUAUGACUCUCCCGACGGCGACACGGCGACGGCGACGGUAGCAGUGACACCCACCAUUUCCGUCAGAAAAUAUAUUGAAAUUAGGGUUGUUACUGAUAACUCCUCCAUUCAAUCACGAUCCUUCUACUUCUACACCCUCAUCUCCUCCAAAUGCUCCAUCAGCGCUGCCUCUCAGCCUUGCAACGCCGUCGCACCGAACCUCCAUUGUACUGAGCUUCUGUUGCACCGAAGCUCUGUUGCAUACAGGGACCAGUGCGUACACCUCCUCAUCCCUCUCAACAAGUGCCGCCAGGCCGAGUUCUACCUUCCAUGGAAGUGCGAGAACGAGAGUCACUCCUACGAGAAGUGCCAGUACGAGCUCCUCAUGGAGCGCAUGUUCAGAUGCAGAAGAUCAAGGAACGAGCCUCCCUUAAUCACUCUCAAUCCAAGGGCGCCACCUUUCCCGUCAUCCCUAAAAUCGCCAAUGCCUGAUUCAUUCCAGAACAGAGAUGAUAACAACGAGAAGAACAAUAGCAUAAGCAACAAGUUUUUGCUUCCAAGAAAGCCUCCUGAUAGAAUGUUGCCUUAUAACAAGGCCUAUAAUCAUGAUGAGGAUGAUGAUGAAGAAGAGGGGGUCACAGAAGAUGAUGAGGAACACAAUUUUCUGCAUAAUGAUGAAAAGAGAAAACAAGAACUUGACAAGUCAAUGCAAAAACCUAAUAUUUUGGUAAAAGAUGACCAUGGCGAGCAUUUUUGUGUUUUUGAGUGCUAGUAGUAGUUAUGAAAGCCCAGGCCCAUGAAUAGCCAUAAUCAAAUCCUUGCAUAGCUUCUGGUAAUCUUGUAUGCAGUUUACAUGGUAAAUUCCCCUUGCUGCUCUUCCCUCUGUUACUAUAUUAGUAAGCAAAGAUAAGAUGCAAAAUUAAAGCUUCUAUUAUUGGCUGCAGGUGAGGAAAGGGGAUUCAAAAAUUUCCCAGCAUUAGUUUGUGCCUAACCCUUCUUUUUCCUUUCAUUCUUUCGAAUCUUGUUAUUGACAGCCUUCAGAACUGUAAGGAUACACAUGCAACGUGCCAAAGAUCUGAAUAUCAGAGUUACUUGAACAGGGGAACCAAACUCCACUCUUGAUGAGGCAGAAACAGCGCUAUCAGUAUUUAUUUGUUCUUAUGAAUUCAGCAGCAUAUCUACUACGGAAAUAUGUAUAUCUUUUGAGCAUUUUGGUUCAUUAAAAUGAUAAGGGUAUUAAUACAUGAAGGAGAAAAAGUAAUAUACUUUAGAAAAAUGAUAGAAUUUUCAUUCUUAAUAAUGAAUUAUGUUACCUUGAUCCAGGGUUGAAGUAACUAGAACACCUCUUUCAGCCUAUGAUGCCACAGAAAUUCUGAAACCUAAUGGUAUAUUCUGAAUCCAUUCUUGUGUUUUUGAUGUUUCCUUCCACUUCAAUAAGCACUAUAUAGAGGAAGAAUUAUAGAAAAAAGAUGCAACUUGAAAAUGGAAGCUUAGUGGUAUGCAUACUCUAUGUUUCCAUUCUUGUAUUUGAUUAUAGCAUGAGCUAUGAUUGUUUGUGUUUGAUCAUAAAAUUACCAAGUGUGAUCAAUGAAGAGAUUUUACAGUUCAUGAUUUGUUUGAAAGACAUUGAACUUGCACAGCAUCAAGAAGGGUUAGAGUGUGUUGUCUGGUUGCGACUGCGAGGCUUGUGGUGGUGUGGGUUCCGAAUGCCCUUGUUUGGGCUUGGGUGUGCUGGAUGACGUGGGCAGUGAGUGCGGGCCGGGAUGUAGGUGCGGACCAGAGUGUGGAAACCGGUUGAUUCAGAAUGGGGUUGCUGUUCGGGUGAAGAUUGUGAGGGAUGCAAGGAAAGGGUGGUGUUUGCAUUCUGAUCAGUGGAUUCGGAAAGAGGAGUUCGUGUUUGAGUUUAGUUUGUGUUUUCUUCUUUUAAGUUUAGUUUUUAACUCAUAUAGCUUCAAACAUGUGAUAAAAUUCGAUUUGAUAUUGUUAAAUUAUUCUAUCAUGCCUUAUACAAUGUACAAAACAGGGCCUAGUGAUGAAAUAAUGUAUGACUGGUUGAUGAAAUAAUGUGCAUUUGACCUGAUUUUAAUCUCUCUUGGACACAAGAAAAAUGUGACCGUUGCACAAGUUAAGCAAUACUGUGAGAUGGAGAGUCAUGAAGAGAAGCUGUACAGACAGAUGAGGGAGGACAAUAUUAGAGAAGCAAAGGAUGAAAUGAAAAGGAAAGCUAAUGAGAUUGAUAAAAACAAGAUCGGAUAUAGUAAGGUAGACAUCCUCUGUUCAGAAAGUGGGAAGCAGCGAAUAAUUUUGAUGGACCAAGAAUCUCAAGAAGCAAGUAUAUUGCCAUCAUCACUAAGAAGCUCAAGAAAGAAUGAAGCUAUCCAUAAAUUAGGAUGUUGAAUCUUGAUGAGUCCACUAGUAGUUAUUUGUCAUCUAAUGUAUUUAGCUUGUAUUAUUGCAUGGAAAUAAUUGCUUCUUAUUAUAAAGAAAGCAUUUUGUACUCACUGGUGUGUUUUUCUAUUUAUACCAUCAAUAAAAAUUUGUAUUUAUUAAA